Messenger RNA from Mucor velutinosus, 1143 nucleotides. RefSeq names its product 3-hydroxyisobutyryl-CoA hydrolase. The record is from RefSeq and is a predicted model, not a curated record. The transcript is spliced from 9 exons. Bases 1 to 1143 code for a protein of 380 amino acids. Gene Ontology annotation, cellular component: endosome; membrane. Gene Ontology annotation, biological process: signal transduction. Gene Ontology annotation, molecular function: phosphatidylinositol binding; clathrin binding; ubiquitin binding. Lineage: Eukaryota; Fungi; Mucoromycota; Mucoromycetes; Mucorales; Mucoraceae.
AUGCCUUUAUUUUCCAAGAAAAUCGUGCCAACUGACAUCACGACAAACAUCGAGAAAGCCACGAACCCCUCAGUGACAGAGCUGGAUUGGUCGCUUGUAUUUCAAAUCUGUGAUUCUAUAAAUUCAUCAGAAUUAGGUGCCAAAGAAGCCAGAAAACUCCUUCAAAAAAAGAUGAUCUCGAAUGAUCCCAAGACUCAGGUGCUCGCUUUGGAGAUAUUAAAUUCUCUGUCUGAAAACUGUCCUGCAAAGUUUCAACCACAGUUGGCUGCUAAAUCGUUCGGUGAAGAGCUUCAUACUUUGGCUUCAUCCAAGAAUACGGACGAUAGAGUACAUGGUAAACUUGCACAAUGCUUGCAAACGUGGGUUAGUCAAACUGGUGGAGAUCCACAGUACGGAGCUGUGAGAAGGGCUCAUGACAUUAUGAUGAACGGCGCUGCAUUAUCAGGUACCAAUAACAGUAGAAGACAGGUGCAUGGACAAUCUAGGAGCACACAUGCCAGCACGCCAAGAGAACCUCCCAAGCCUGCAGAUGUGAAGGGUGAUAUUGAGCUUGCCAAGAACAGUGCUCAACUAUUUUCUCAAACCUUGUCCUUCACUGACCCCACACAAGAGGACAUCUCCAAAAACGCAUUGAUCCAAGAAUUCUACAACAACUGUAGAAACGCACAGCAAAUAUUAGCUUCUCAUUUGGAAACAUGCGAAGACUCUGAAAUUAUCUCCGCCCUGAUUAAUGCCAACAAUGAAUUAUUGAGCUGUUUCAAGUCGUAUGAUGAAAUGUUGGAGCAAGCCACUGUCAAUCAAGCCACUGUCAACUCACAAACACUUCAUGAUCGUACCUCUCGCAAUGACGAGCAGCUUAGACAGCAGCAACAGCAACUAAUCGAUGAAGACUUGAUUCCAUCUUCUUCGUCCUCUCAACCUCAUCCUCAACCUCAAGCGCAAUCUCAACAAUACGCUCCCCCUUCUCCUCCUCCUACUGCGAAUGCCAACACGGCCAAUUCACACAAUCCCUAUCAAAUCUGCAACACUUUAAGUGAUGAUCCUUUUGAUCCAUUUGCUGAUACAAACCAGGCUUCCGAUGCCUCGAAUAAUGCAGGAAACACCUUGCCUCCACCUUUGAUUCCUCAAAAGAUGCACCAAUAA